Thlaspi arvense is the source of this 450-nucleotide messenger RNA. NCBI's taxonomy places the organism in Eukaryota, Viridiplantae, Streptophyta, Magnoliopsida, Brassicales, Brassicaceae. The record is from the annotation of a GenBank genome assembly.
AUGGCGCAGUCCAUUUUAAAGUCGUUUAUUGGCAAAAUCCAGAUAAAUGGCGGCACCGAUAUUAUGGUAUUGGCUGAUUCUUUUUCGUCGCAGCUGAUGAGAAAUUACAGUAACCAUCGCUUGCAUUUUUCUCCAACUUUGGUUGUUUGGCCGAGAAGCAAUCACGGCAUUGGCAUGGUUCACAGAAUCAGAGGGGGUUUGUCCAAGUACAGUAAUGAUUCUACUAGUAUCAUCAGUAAUGGCAAUAACAGUGUUAGUGUCAGUGGUGAGCCUGAUAAUGUUAAAGGGCGGUGCAGUGGUCGAGAAUUUCUGGGUAUGACCGACGAACAACUGAUGAGACAAUGCAAGAUGGAUACUCUGAAGUCAUCUGGCCCUGGCGGGCAGCACCGCAACAAGCGAGAAUCUGCUGUCCGUCUCAAGCAUCUCCCACUGGCAUUAUCGCCCAGGUAA